AUGGCAUAUGCGACACCUUCUGAAAAGUAUGCCACGGUUCAACGUAGUGAACGUGAUGACUCAGCAUUCAAGCGAUCGGAUAACAACGUCAGACCACAACUGCAUAAAAUGAUCAACGAUGCAUUAGCUGAAUUCGACGACAUCGACCAAUACGCACAAUCUGAAACACCCAAACUCGUCGCCAAUAAUUCUCAUCACAGACUGAGUGAAGAGAUCGAUCGGUCACAGCGAAAGAAGACUUGUUCCCUUGCACGUGUUGCAGAAGACUGGAAUGGUGAUGCCGACAAAGAACAGCUUUCCGUGAAGAAGGGUGAAAUACUCAAGAUUAUUGAAAAGCAACGAACAGUGUGUAAGUGUAUGAAUAUGGCGGGGGAAAUCGGAUGGGUACCAACAGAGAACUUAGCCCGAACAAACGUCAAGAGACACUCAGCACAUUGA
Anisakis simplex (herring worm) is the source of this 438-nucleotide messenger RNA. The record is from the annotation of a GenBank genome assembly. NCBI's taxonomy places the organism in Eukaryota, Metazoa, Nematoda, Chromadorea, Rhabditida, Anisakidae.